Messenger RNA from Closterium sp. Naga37s-1, 3873 nucleotides. The record is from the annotation of a GenBank genome assembly. Lineage: Eukaryota; Viridiplantae; Streptophyta; Zygnematophyceae; Desmidiales; Closteriaceae.
AUGUAUAAGACCAUCAAUAAGGUGUUUCACAACCAUGGUGGCAAGAAGAAAACGAGAGGAGAGGCUUCGGACAGCAUCAAUCGCAGCCACAGCUCCGAGAAAUCUCAGAAUGCCGUUCCCUACGCCGGAACGCCAAUCCCACAACACGUGGCCGUGGCGGCGGCGCAGGACCUGCGCCCAGAUUCGCCGCUGCGCUUGGGCUCACCGUCGAUUGCGGCGAUUGGUGAGGCCACGCUUAAGAAAAUCGUGAAGCGUGCGUUUUACGGCGAGGGAUCAGGCGCGCCGGCGGGAAGGUUGAAGGAGGUCCCGACGGAGAUGCUGGCGUUCGAAAUCGGCAGCAUCAUGCGGCGCAUGCUCGAAAUAUACGACUCCAUGGCGGAGAAGAUGCUCUCGUCGCUGCGCUCCAACCUCCAGGUGACCCAUUGCUGCUCCCCUCUGCCAAUUUUCCGCCUCCUCUUUCUCGCCGUGCUCUCUUCCCACAUCGCCCCACAAGUGCCGCUGACUGUACCUCCUCGCUCCCUACUCGUUGCUCCGGGAGUGGUCACGCUCAUUUCCAAUGACCUUCGGGUGCUCUGGGGCCUCGCAGGGUACGAGAAGCACGAGGAGCUGCGCGUGGUGGCGGCGCGCGUGGCGGUGCUGGGGCGCAAGGGCGCGGACGUGCGGCUGCGGCGGCUGGAGCGCGUGUUGGCGCACCUGGACUCGCCGGACGCCAACUACAAGGACUUCGCCGUCUCCUCCGCCGAGGGCGAGGUGCUCCUCAGGUUCAUGCGGGAGCAGGCGGAGGCGACCAACACGCUCAAGGCGGAGAUGGAAGCCAUUCAGCUGCUGCACUCCCGCAUACAGGAGUACGGGGAGUGGAACUCGCUGCAGGAGAUGGUGACGCAGGGCAAGCUGGUGGAGAAGCUGCAGGGCCACUGCCUCUGGGCCUACAACCUCGACUACCUCGUGCAGGUAAGCCCUCCCCCUCGUGCAGCCCUCCCCCUCGUGCACGUGCGCCCUCCACCUCGUGCACGUAUAUUCCCACCUCCAUCGUCUCGCGCUCCUGCCUUGUCACCUGCCUCUGAACGUGCCCACCCCUUCCCCCCGUCCCCCCCCGCCCGCGCGCGCGCGCAGCUGCUGGUGGUGGCGGCGUGCUACGUGCGCAAGAAGAUCUUCGCGUCGUUCGGCCACGGCAUGUGCCCCGCGCGCAUCCGCGACGCGUCGCUGGGGUCGGCGGGGUUGGCGCUGCACUACGCGAACGUGGUGGUGCUGCUGGAGCGCAUCAUCCAGCAGCCCGACGCCGUGCUGGGCCCCACGCGCGACGAGCUCUACGACAUGCUGCCGCGCUCCAUCCAGUACCUGCUGCGCGUGCAGCUGCAGGACCCGCUCAACUUCACCGCGGAUGGCCGCGUGGAGGCGAACCUGAAGCGCGGGCUGCUGCUGCUGCCCACCAUGGCGCACAACACCAUUCACUGGCACUCGCUGCACACGCCGGGCGCGGCUCUUGACUUUGGCGAAAUGGUCUUCCAAGUGCAGGUCAGUGCCGCGCACUGGCCACUGCUCGCGCCGUUCUGCAUGCGUGCGCUUGUUUACGCAUGCACACACUCACUAUCUCCUUCCGCGCAUCUCAACUCAACCCCAUGCCUUCCUCCCCCCCCCCCCCUUCCCCCGGCCGUGGUUUGGCAGACGUUUUACUACGCGAACGUGGCGGCGGUGAACGCGACGCUGGUGGACGUGCUGCUGGGGCUGUGCCGCAUCUGCGGCGUCGAGGCGCCCAUCGGCAGCAUCUCCCUGCACGCGCCCGCCACCGCCGACUACUCGCUCGCGCUCGCGCGCAGCCAGGAGGAGGACGAGCGCGGCUUCCGCCGGCAGUGGGGCAUGGAGGCGCGCGAGGAGGACUGGUUCGGCGGGCAGGUCUUCAAGGUCGCGGACGAGCGCCGCGCGCCGCGCAGGGACGCUGCGCAGGGGGGCGCGCAGCAGGGCGCGCACGCUGGGGGGUUCGCGGAGGGCGGGGGAUACGGGGGAGGCGGGUACGGUGGUGGGAGCGAUGGGCAGUUUAGCGGGGACGGGUACGGCGAGCAGGGAGGGCAGUGGCAGGUGCAGGGCGGGGGGAUGGACGGCAGGGGGGACGGACGAGCAGCAGCGGCGGCAGGGAGCAUGGGAGGAGGGGCGUUUGCGCGGGUGCGGGUGGGGCAGGAGGAGGGGCGGGGGGCGUCGAUGGAUCGGCGCAGCGGCAGCUGGGUGUCGGACGCGUCCACCGACGACAACACCACCUUUGGCGCCUCCUCGCCCUCCCUCUCCCUCUCCGAGGCCGGCAGCGCCUCCAGCGCCAAGCCCACGCGCGGCCGCUCCUCCCGCCUGUCGCGCGACCCGUCGCUGUCCACGGACGGCCCCUCCACGCCCUCCAGCCUCGCCUCUGACCGCGACGGCUAUGCUGCUGAGGCCCCCGGCGCAGGGGAUGGAGGGGCAGGGGGCAGGGGUGGGCAGGGCGCAGCAGCUCCGCCGGCUGGUAGGAAAGCGAGCCGCACGUCGAGCCGCAAAGGCAGCAGCGGCAGCAAUAACAGCUCCGACCGCCCCUCCACUCCGCCCAUGUUCUCCUCCCCCUUGCGCUCCCCCUCCGCGGAUCUCCCCCCCACCACCCCCCAACACCACUCCCGGACACCCCAACGCUCGCCCAGACAAGGGACAGGAGGAGAUGGAGACGUGGGAGGGGGAGGUGGAGGGGAGGGGGGGCCGGGUUGGGGUGGGCACAGCGAGGGGCGCAAAAGUCGGAGCAAGAAGGGAGCAAGAGGGAGCAGCAGCAGCAGUGGCGGCGGGGCAGAGGGUGGUUUCUUCAGCAGCAGCGGCAGCUUCAAGGACCACGGCUCAUCGCCAAUGCGCCCCUCGAACCUGUCGGUGCCGGCGUCCGUGUCAUCAUCGCCCUCACCCUCGUCCGUGCCGCGGCAGGUGAGCGCCGACGCGCUGUCGGUGGGGUCUAACGACAGCGACGGCCGCUGGUCCUCCUCGCUCUCACGCCGCUCCUCGCGCUGGGCCGGCGUCGUGGGCUUCGGCAAGUCCAAGUCGUCCCGCCUGCCCGAGGGGGCGCCGCCCAUGCCACCACCGCCCACGGUGGUUGGGGGGGUGCAGGAGAGCGUGGCGGGCAGCAGCGUGGAGGAGGGGGGGGCGCUGGCAGGGGAGAAUCCGUACGACGACCCGGCGUUUGCAGGGCUGGACACGCCGACGCUGCGCAAGGCGAUGCAGAGCGGCGGGCUGGUGGGGUGCUUCACGGGGGGCUCGAGCGUGGCGGACUCGGACUCGGAGGCGGAGAGCCUGUCGUCCGUCGGCAGCCACUCCUCCCGCCCCGCCUCCACCUCCUCGCGCUCGCGCCGCAGCAGCAGAGCACCCGAGGGACCGAGCGACGGAGGGCAGGGGCAGGCAGGGCGCGGGCGAGUGAGGCGGUCCACGAGCAGAAGCAAGGGAGGCAGUGCGGUGGGGGCGGGGACAGGCGAGGGCAGAGGUGCGGGUGGGAGUGCAGCAGUCAUGCAGCCGCGCACUCGGCACUACUACUCGCAGCCACUGCCACCACGCGACCAGUGGAAGGAAGCAGCAAGAGAUGAAGCACAGGAAUAUUUUCGUGAUUUGAAGGCAUGCGUCAACGCUGCUGCCAAGUCGUACUCUUUGAAAAGGAUGGCAGAGGCCAGGCUUGAAGAAGAGAGGAAACUGAGGCAACGUGCAGAAGUCAACGUAUCGGAGCUGGAGGCAGAAGUUGCACGGCUGAAGGAGGACAAGGAGCAGCUUCGCACCCAGCUGCUGCUGCUGCAGUCCCACGCACACGCGGUAACACAAGCUGAACAGCAGCGCAGGGCAUUGGUGGAUCACUUCUUUACUCUAUUCAACUCAAUGGCGCACACUGAA